This is a messenger RNA of Cutaneotrichosporon oleaginosum, 2983 nucleotides long. RefSeq lists its product as uncharacterized. NCBI's taxonomy places the organism in Eukaryota, Fungi, Basidiomycota, Tremellomycetes, Trichosporonales, Trichosporonaceae. The record is from RefSeq and is a predicted model, not a curated record. Gene Ontology annotation, molecular function: transaminase activity; pyridoxal phosphate binding.
CCCAUAACCCUCGGCAUCGAGGGCGACAAGCUCUCACGCCCACUCCCCAUCACCAUGUUCGACGCACACGCGGAGCAGCCGCUCCUCCGCCCCUUCGUGACGGCCGACGACGCGCUCGUGAUCGCACGCGCCUCCUACUCUCUCGAAGGCAGCGUGAAGGAGCUAGGCAGCAACCAAGACCGGAACUUUCUCCUGACCACCAGCGGACCCCGCUACCUGCUCAAGUUCGACAACGACGCGUUCUCGACCGCGGAGCUGGAGGCGCAGAACGACGCGCUCCUCCACCUCUCCGCUGCGGGCAUCAGCGUGCCGACGCCGCUCCGCGACGGCAGCGGCGCAUGGAUCAGCCGCGCGACCACGCUCGACGGGCGCACAGUGCGUGCCCGCCUCCUUUCGUUUGUCGAGGGCGAAUCCCUCGUCUCUGACGGGCACCUCUUCCCCUCGAUCAUCUCGCGGCUCGGCACGCUCGCCGGCCGCGUCGCAGCCACGCUGGCACCGAUGCCCCGCCUCGAGCGGGACCUGCAAUGGGAUAUGCGGAACGCCAUGGCCGUGAUCGAAGCGUAUGCGCCGAGCAUACGCGACGAGUCCCGCCGCGCCGCGGUGCUCGCGAAGGCGCGCGAAGCGUGGCCCCUCGUCACGGCCCACGACCUCCCCGUGCAGAUGAUCCACGGGGACAUCACGGACGACAACGUCGUGGGGCUACGCGAUGCGCUCGGCCGCGUCCGCCCCGACACCGUCAUCGACUGGGGCGACCUCGGCGCCGGGUGGCGCGUCGCAGAGCUCGCCGUCACACUCUCCUGCAUCAUGCACCAUAACCGUGCGCGGCCACUCGACGCCAUGCCCGCCGUCGCGGCGUUUGAUGCGCAAGUGCGCCUCACUGAUGCCGAGCUCGCCGCGCUUUGGCCCCUCGUCGUGCUCCGUGGCGCUGUUGUCGUCGCGAGCGGCGCGCACCAGCUCGCCCUCGAGCCGGACAAUGCCUACGUCGCGGAGAGAAUGGAGCACGAGUGGCACAUCUUCGACACGGCGGCACAGCUCCCCUUCGGCCUCGCGACCGCUGCGGUGCGCGCGGCGACGGGGAGACCGGACGACGCGGUGCCCACACCCAGAGCGCGAGUGCUGAGUCCGGACGUGAAGGCCAAAUACGUCCCUCUCGACAGCACCUCGCCGCUCUUGCACCGCGGCGUUUUCUUGGACCGGGACGCGGAGGAGCGGAUCGCAGCUGAAGCCGCACGCACAGGCGUGGCGCCGGUCUUUGCCUAUGGCGAGCCGCGCUUGACGCGCACCACCACACCGGGGCCUAAUGCGCCGGCAACUACGCCGCUAGUCCUCUCCGUGCACGUUCCGUCGGGAACACAACUACGCGCGCCGUUCUCAGGCCAGUUGAAGGCCAGUGCUGGUGAAAUAAGCCUCAUCGGCGCAUUUGGAAGGAUCAUCUUCCGCGGGGUCUCGGGCACGAGCGGCGCCAUUGCCGCUGACAAGGUGUUCAGCACCGCGGACGGCGAAGUAACGGUACAGUGGCUGCGGCCCGGGACGGCCUCUGCGCCGCAGUUUGUCGACGCGGCAUUCCUUCCUGCCUGGAAGCGGAUGACGUUCGACCCCGCUGCACUGCUGGGCCUCCCUCCUGCCGACUGGCUGCCUGACGUUGUCUCGGAGCGCGCACGGCGCGAGGGUGUGACGGCCAGCGCGGCGGAGCGGUACUACGAGCUGCCGCCGGGCAUUGAGCGCGGGUGGCGCGAGGUACUCUACGACACGGCGGGUCGCGGAUACCUCGACAUGGUGAACAACGUCGCGAGUGUGGGGCACGGGCACCCGCGGCUGGCCGACGCGGUUGCGGCACAGCUGCUCACAUUGAACACGAACAACCGGUUCCUGUACGCGUCGCUUGCGGCGUACGUCGAGCGCCUGCGCGCCCUCGCACCAGACACGAGCCUCAGCGCCGUCCUCCUCGUCAAUAGCGGAAGCGAGGCCGUCGAGCUCGCGCUCAAGCUCGCACACGCGCAUACCGGGCGACGCGACGUUGUCGCCCUCCGCGAAGCCUACCAUGGCUGGACGGCCGCGGCCGACGCCGUGAGCACGAGCGCCUAUGACAAUCCCAGCGCGCUGGGCAGCCGGCCCGCACACGUACACAUAGCUGAGGCCGUCAACCCGUACCGCGAUGCGCGUUCGGGGGUGGCGUACGCGGCGGGCGUCGAGGCCCUCCUCGAAACUCUCGAUGCGGCGGGCACGCCCGCUGGCGCUUUCAUCGCCGAGCCGGUGUUCGGGAACGGCGGCGGCGUCCUGUAUCCGGCCGGCUACCUUGCACGCGUGUAUGAGGCGGUGCGUGCGCGCGGCGGGCUGUGCAUCGCCGACGAGGUACAGGUGGGCCUGGGCCGACUAGGCCACCACGCAUGGGGCGUGCACGAGCAAGGCGUGGUGCCUGACAUUGUGGCGGUCGCGAAGGCGCUGGGAAACGCGUAUCCCCUCGGAGCGGUGUUCACGACGCCAGCGAUUGCAGCGAGCCUAGCGCGCGAGGGCAUGUUCUUCUCGUCAGCGGGCGGUGCAACGGCGAGCGCUGUGGCCGGCCUCGCUGUGCUCGACAUCAUGCGCCACGAGGGCCUGCAGGCCAACGCGGCGGAUGUGGGCGACCUGCUCGCCGCGCGGUUCGGCGAGCUCAUGCGCCGCCACGACGUUGUUGGCUGCGUGCAUGGCAUGGGGCUAUACCAGGGGAUCGAGCUUGUGCGCGAUCGCACGAGCAAGGCACCCGCGGCGGCUGAGGCCAUGUGGGUGUGCGAGCGCAUGCUCGACUACGGCGUCAUCAUUCAGCCUACGAGCGAGCGCCAGAACGUGCUCAAGAUCAAGCCGCCGCUGACACUGACGCGCGAGCAUGCCGAGGUGUUCGUGCGCGCCCUUGACGCUGUGUUGGGUGAGCUGGAGGCGCGGAUGCGCGCAGAUGAGUAGAGAUUAGAGGUGAAUGCAGUGACGCGUGCUGUCAGCAUGGUACGGG